This is a messenger RNA of Diprion similis, 1707 nucleotides long. RefSeq names its product esterase E4-like. The transcript has 7 exons. Lineage: Eukaryota; Metazoa; Arthropoda; Insecta; Hymenoptera; Diprionidae. The coding region runs from base 1 to 1707 and encodes 568 amino acids. The record is from RefSeq and is a predicted model, not a curated record.
AUGUCGUCGUGCCUGAAAGAAGGUUCCCUCCUGGUCUUAUUUGCAGUGAUUUUCUUCUCUCUGAUCUGUACUUUGGCGGGGGAAAACCAUGGACCUGAAGUGACAAUUUCUCAGGGAAUCUUGCAAGGAAAGACAAUGACGACACGCUAUAAUCGACGUGUAUCAGCUUUUUUGGGGGUUCCUUACGCGCAACCACCGACUGGGAAUCGCCGAUUUGCAAAUCCAGUGGCAGCUGAUGGUUGGAAUGGGAUUCGAAAUGCAAGCGUCGAUUCGAAUAAAUGUCCUCAGGUCUCAGGCGACGAUGUAGUGGGGGAUGAAGAUUGCUUAUAUCUGAACAUCUACAAGCCGGAGCUUUCUGAAAAUACAACCUCACGACUACUCCCGGUGAUUGUGUACAUUCACGGCGGACAGUUUAUGAGCGGAAGCGAUGUUUCAUUGGUUUACGGCCCGGAAUACCUCCUCGACAAAGAUCUGAUUCUGGUAACCUUAAACUAUCGCCUAGGAGUGUUAGGAUAUUUGAGCACCGGUGACACGGUGGCUUCUGGAAAUUGGGGCUUGAAGGACCAGGUCCUCGCCCUAAAAUGGGUGCAGAGUAAUGUAAAGUACUUUGGCGGCGAUCCUGACGAGGUGACGUUGUUUGGUCAAAGUUCAGGUGCGGCUUCAGUUCAUCUUCUGACAAUGUCCGAUGCCACGAUUGGGCUCUUCCACAGAUACAUUACAGAUAGUGGAUCCGCCCUUGGGGCAUGGGCUUACAAACCAAGUGGCCUUUAUAGUGGCCGAGCAUUUGACCUUGGUAAAUAUGUUGGCUGUUCCAAUACAUCAACGGAUUCCCUGAUUGAAUGCUUGCGGACGGUCGAUUUCUUCGACAUCACAGCCUCUGAUCAGGAACUCUACCUUUGGCAAUCAUACCCGUCAAUUUUGUGGGUCCCAACUGAUGAGCCAGAUAUUGAUGGUGCCGUUCUUACUGAUAGUCCACAAAAUUUAAUUCGCGAUGGUCGGGUUCAAGAUUUGCCUUGGCUUUCAGGUGUUUGUCAAGAUGACGGAUUGGUUGAGUCUAUCGCUUUUUAUCAAAAUGAGACUCUGCUUGAUGACUUUCUGGCAAACUUUGACUGCGCCUUACCUUCUGUUUUAAACUGGAACCAUUUACCGGGUUGGGGAGCCGCUUGGGUUGAACCCAUCAAAUCAUACUAUUUCAACGAUUUCAAAGCCGACAAAAACGUGAUACUCGCAAACCUAACAGUCCUCCUGACUGAGAUUAUUUUUCACUAUCCGGCGUACGAUGCACUCCAACAGCAGUUCGCAACGAAUGUGAAUCCACAAUAUUUUUACAACUUCGAUUACCGUGGUGCACUCAGCAUGUCGUACGUGUAUAGCGGCACUACAGUGGACUACGGCGUGGCGCACGGUGAUGAUCUAAUACACCUCUUUCCACGGACGCAAACAUUUUCGAGUUUCAACGAAACUCGAAGUAAAGAAGAUUACGAAAUGGUGGACAUCAUGGUGGAAUUGUGGACGUCUUUUGCUAUCGAGGGGAAACCCACGACUUCGGCUUUUGGCAACGACACCAAUUGGGAACCGUUUUCAAUCACUAAGAACAACAACCUUCGCAUCGGAAAUAAAUCCGAUCUGACACUCACCGUUGAAUACUCCUAUUUUAAAGAACGCCUGCAGUUCUGGGAUGAAUUGUUCUCUAAAGUAAAGUUAUAA